GCCAACAGGACGCGAUAGAUCGAUUAAGAUCGUAUAAGCCACCACCGACCAAUUAUGAGAUGGUCCCAUUGUCACGACGAGCGGCGGUUUUGCUGCUGCUCUAUGCGGAUCCUAAGGGAGAUCUCCGGGUAGUUCUUACUAUGCGGGCAAAGACUCUGAGUUCGUACGCUGGCCAAGCCGCGCUACCUGGUGGCAGGGCCGACUCACUAAAAGAAACCCCAUUUCAAACAGCGCGACGCGAGGCGCACGAAGAGAUCGGUCUGCCAGACAAUGACCAAUCGCUCCCUCAGCCCUUUGUCGUGGAGCAUCUCUGCGAAUUGCCGGCUAAUCUUGCGAGAACGGAGCUUGUGGUCCGCCCAUGUGUAGCACUACUUCACUCAUAUGAUGAGAAGACCGGCCAGAAUGCCGACCCUGAAGUGACAUUGAUCCCGAAAUUGGACGCCAGGGAAGUUGCGGCGGUAUUCACGGCGCCAUUUCACAAUUUCUUACGCAUGGGCGAUGAGGGUAACUGGGGUGGAAGUCCAUCCGAUUGGUAUCAAGGUGCUUGGACGGAGUGGCACCAGUCCAAUUGGCGCAUGCACCAAUUCUUCGUCCCUGUUCGGCCUCAGUCGGUGGUCAAGCCUCGCACUGCCAACCGACGACAGAAAGAUGCUGCUAAUGCUCUGGAAGAGAAAGGAAAGCCUGGUGUGCUGACACGUUAUCGGGUUUUUGGAAUGACGGCUCGAAUGCUGGUGGAUGUUGCGCGGGUCGCAUACGCAGAAGAGCCGGAGUUCGAACAUAAUAGCCACUUUGGCGAUGAGCGUCUUAUCGCCCAGUUGCGGAAAAUGGGACGGCUAAGUCCUCUCCGAAAGUCUGGGGAUAUUCUUACACGAGAGGAUAUGGAGAAAGCUGCCAAGCUCAGCUAAACUAGGCGAUAUAUCCGUAUGUUGCAUGUACCUACGAUGUGGAUGAAUUAAUACAGAGAGGUGCUCACACACUUGGGGAAACAUCUUAAGAUUACGAUCAAUGAAAGCAUCGCCUCUUUCAGAAAGAGCAUGGAACUCAUGUUGUACAGAUGCCCCUUCCAUAUUGAGGCACAGAUACUAUAUAUUCCGGGGAAAUGUUCGAUCAGACCACGAACAUAAAUCUUCUAUCAUCCACCACCGCCUCCUAAAUACUACCGUAUCCUCUACCAUUAGAUCCAUUAUACUUAGGAACAAAUUCGAUCGCUCCAUACACAUCGUUUUGCUCAGCAAGCGUCCAGAUGCCACUCAGGAGAACCAUCCACAGCUUCCCGCUGAAGGUUCGCUAUGACAUUUUUAUACUCGCUAUGACACCACCUCAUGCCGAAUGGCUCGACCAUCCAAUUAUCUACUUAAAAUAUGACCGGGUGACAAAGGUCGUCUGGAGGGACUUGGACCCAACUUAU
Aspergillus pseudotamarii is the source of this 1408-nucleotide messenger RNA. Its product is annotated as NUDIX hydrolase. Gene Ontology annotation, biological process: coenzyme A catabolic process. Bases 60 to 905 code for a protein of 281 amino acids. The record is from RefSeq and is a predicted model, not a curated record. The transcript is spliced from 4 exons. Gene Ontology annotation, molecular function: acetyl-CoA hydrolase activity; coenzyme A diphosphatase activity. Lineage: Eukaryota; Fungi; Ascomycota; Eurotiomycetes; Eurotiales; Aspergillaceae.